AAGCAGACGAAGUAGUACCACAAAAUGAGCAGCGCUAAAGUGCUACAAAUAAACACUCGAGCGUCCUCUUAAACUAUCGAAGUUGAAAUCGGUGACCGACAUUUUCUACUUCCGUCGAAGCUGAAAAUGAAUGAAAUUGUGAUGGAAUCCGAACCUCAGUUUGGAGCAGCCGAAGCUUGGGAAAGUGUCACUGCAGUUCUGAUGUCUCCUGGCUGCCAGGCGGUGGAGCAGAACCUCUCGGACUCUGUGGUUUUGUUGUGUGAUCAGGGUUUGGGCCCGCUGCUAGUCAGCUGGUUGCUGGAGACGCUGCAGAUGCGUCUGUCUUGUUCUGUGGUUCCGGAAUUCUGGUCUGGACUCAGUCAGGUGGAGAACGAGCUGGAGGAGAGAGGUCGGGCCUGGGUUCUCCUAACUGCAUUCCGGACUCUACUUGAACGCCUCCAACCGUUUUUGGUUGGCUUGGAGAGGCUCAGAACCUGGCAGGACAAGGGCCUAAAUGGACUGGGUGCACUGGGACCACGGGCCCUCCAGGAGAGGGCCUACACCAUCAUCAGAGGUCUCCUCCUCUUCCCCCCAUCACAGGUUCUCCAAGAUCGAGUGCUGGAGUUCUACAGCAGGACCUUCUCUGUGUAUAUCAAGCAAGAGGGGGAGGGGCAGGCCGGGGCCGAGGGUUCUGAAGCUCCAGAGGGGGGGCAGUGCCCGGGCUGUGCUGUCCCGAUGGACGAGUGCUGGUGUGAGGAGGCCCUCAAUCAUCUGCAGGAGCUCAGUGACAUUCUGUCCAAAAUGGAGCUGCUGGAGUGGGUCAGUUCAGAUGCCAUCACCUCCAUCCUGCACAGACUCAUCGAGCAGUGGAUGGAGCAGCACUGCAGGGGCGAGUACGAGCGCUCCUUCCUGCUCGACUUUCAGGAGUGGCUGGAGCUGGUGGUGGGCUGGCUGGGUCGAGUGUUCGCCAGCCAAGAGAUCCGUGAGGGGCCCGGCGCCCAGAGCGCUCCAUCUUCGAGCUUGGUGCUGAAGCAGUGGAGAUGCCACAUGCAUCAGUUCUUCUGCAGGAUCUACGUCAACAUGAGGAUCGAAGAGCUCUUCAGCAUCAUCCGAGAUUUCCCAGAAUCCAAAGCUGCCAUUGAAGAUCUCAAGUUCUGUUUAGAAAGAACCAACCAACGCCAGCAGCUCCUCACCUCCCUCAAAUCCACCUUUGAGAGCCGUCUGCUGCACCCUGGCGUUCACACGUCUGACAUCAUCACUGUUUACAUCUCUGCUAUCAAGACACUUCGCGAGCUCGACCCGUCGAUGGUCAUCCUGCAGGUGGCCUGCCAGCCCAUCCGAAAAUACCUCAGGACGCGUGAGGACACAGUGCGGCAGAUUGUGGACGGUCUGACAGGAGACCCCGUGACAGGCUGCACUGAUCUGGCCUUCGAGUUAUCCAGAGGCGACCCGGUCACGCUGGAGAUGCAGGACAGCGACGAGGAAGGUGGCGAGCCGGAGGGCUGGACCCCAGACCCCACUGACGCCGUGGCCGACAAGACGGGCUCCAAGCGGCGCUCGUCCGACAUUAUCAGCCUGCUGGUCAGCAUCUAUGGCAGCAAAGACAUCUUCAUCAACGAAUACAGAACCGUGCUGGCCGACAGGCUGCUGCAGCAGCUCAACUACAACACCGCCAGGGAGAUUCGGAACGUGGAGCUGCUGAAGCUUCGCUUUGGAGAGUCGCACAUGCAUUACUGCGAGGUCAUGCUUAAGGACAUGGCCGACUCUCGGCGCAUCAACAGCAACAUCAGUGAGGAGGACAUGAGGUUAGGGGAGGAGCCUGCGUCCUCGUGGCUGUCGGCCAUCAUCAUGUCAUCUGAGUUCUGGCCGCAGUUGAAGGAGGAGAAACUGGAGCUGCCGCCUCUCAUCUGCCACGCCAUGGAGUCGUUCACGCGGCGCUACGAGAAACUGAAGGCCAUGAGGACCCUGAGCUGGAAGCCUCACCUGGGCUCCGUCACUCUGGAUGUGGAGCUGGAGGACCGCACGCUGAGCAACCUAACUGUCUCGCCAGUCCACGCCGCCAUCAUCCUGCACUUUCAGGACAAGAGUUCAUGGACACUGGAGGAGCUGAGUGUGAAGAUGGGCGUUCCCAAAGAGGUGGUCCACAGGAAGUUGGUGCUGUGGCAGCAGCAUGGCGUGCUUCGGGGGGAGGGCGGUGGUCGUUACAGUGUGCUGGAGACGGGAUCUUCCACGGAGAAGAUGGAGAGGGGAGUCAUGCUGAUUGACAGUGACGAGGAGAGAGACUCCAACACCACCACACAGUCAGAGCAGCGGGAGGAGAAGCUGCAGCUCUUCUGGGCCUACAUCCAAGCCAUGCUGACCAACUUGGAUAACAUGACGCUAGAACGCAUCCACUCCAUGUUGAGGAUGUUCGUCGCCACGGGGCCCGUUGUCACGGAGAUGGACGUCAACGAGCUGGAGGCGUUCUUGGAGAGGAAGGUCAGGGACCAUCAGCUGAUGUUCUCCACAGGAGUCUACAGGCUUCCCAAGACCACUUGAUGCUGCAUUCAGGCGCUUCCUACUGGAGUGUUGCUAGCAUGUGGCUCAUGAUGUGAUGUGUGUUGAAAAACUGUUAGGCGUGUUAGAGGUAAGACUUUAUUGUACAUUAAAAACAUCAACGCUACUGAUCACAUGUUAGCACGUGUUAGUUCCUAGUAACUUCCCUUUCAGUGACGUUUGAUUGUGGCACGGAAAAGUGCAAAUUAACAACGUGGCGCUGUUUGUGUUCUACUUCCUGGUCCUCUCGCCUGACGAGUCCUUUUCAAGUGUAAGAAGAACACAAGCAGGGCAGGAUGAAGGUUACUUCCUGUCCUCUCAGCAGCAUUUCUUGCCUCGCUUCCUGCGGUCUCGCUCUCUCUGCGCGUUGAUGUUGACCGUGUCCUUCUCACGCUCACGAUCCCUCUCGGCUCGGUUCUGGCUAUGCUUCUUGGCCCGCAGCACCAUGUGGGUGAAGGCCAUGAACAUCUGGACGGAACCACGCGUGGUUACAAUAGCAGCUGACAGUACGCGUGCAAACAGGCAGCCAAUCACCUCUUCUACGUUGAUGUUCUCUUUGGCGCUGGUCUCGAACACACGCACCCCCACAGACUCCCCAAAAUGCAGUGCAUCCUGGGUAUCCACCUGCUUUCUGGACGGGUCAUCGUUUUUGUUUCCCACUGAGUGAAAAAAAAACAAACAUUCAUUUUGUUUCUUCUGCAUAUCAUCAUCACCAUCAGACGGACCAACUGACCCAGAAUCUUGCAGACGUUGUCGCAGUUCUGAGAGAUCUCAUUGAGCCACCGCUUGACGUUGACAAAGGACUCGGGGUUGGUGACAUCGUACACAAUGAUGACACCGUGCGUAUUUCUGUAGUACCUACAUACACACACAACACAAAUCUCUUCAGGUCCUGCAGUCACCAGUGUGGUGCUUGUCUUCUGAACUAAACGCUCAUUACGUUGAUGUGAUGGUUCGAAAUCUUUCCUGCCCCGCCGUGUCCCAGAUCUGCAGCUUGACACGCUCGCCGUCAAUGUCCACCGUUCUGAUCUUGAAGUCCACGCCGAUGGUGGUGAUGUAGCUUCCUGUUGGACCACCGGGAGGCGCCACUCAGAGGUCAGAAGAAACUUAAAACUUCCCCAAUGCUUCCUUCACCCUUUGCUACUUAACAAAACCUUGUGCUCCCCCAGUGGAGAAUAUUGGUGUGACAAUCACAAGGUUGGCUCAGAGCCACUAGGGGGCUUCCUUGCUAUGAUAUGCUGUGAUGCACUGACCAUGCCUUUCUUUGAUGACAUACCAAUGACCAUUUGAAUACUAUGAAUAUUAUAAUGCAGAGGCCAACUGACCAGAGAAGGAAUUGUCAGCAAAGCGGAGCAGGAGGCUGCUUUUCCCGACAUCUGAGAGGAAUGGCGGCGGACAUAAGACAAAAAUAGUGAUGAGACACCAAAUGUGAAGUUAGACAAGACAAAGUGCAGUCACGCUUACUGGAGUCGCCAAUGAUGAGCAACUUAAAGAGAUGAUUAUAGUCCUUUCUCGCCAUUAUGACGACAAAGAAGACGAAGGCGUGUCAUAGAAGGCGGCGGCAGGCGGGGUCCAGUCUUUUUUUUUAGGUUUAAGACCAAGAAGCAGGAGUAGACAUUGUCCCUCAGAUCCAGAGUGGAAAUAGAGGACGUCUGGGCUGCUCUCUGCUCCGCUGGCUCAUGCUCACACCAAUCACAGCUCUGCAUGCAAACCUGAAGAUCAGCAACGCUUCUUGAUGACAGCACCUCAAGUUCCUCUUUCCACGCCACAGUUUCACUUUCACUUGACUGGAGGCUGAAUGGUCGCUGCUUCCAUUAGAAGAGGUGGCCUAAAUGAAGACAAAAAAGGAGACUUCUGGGUUUAAGCUGCUCCUCCCUGCUGAGUCAUGGACUACAACUUCCUGCUACAGCUGCCGGCAGCUAGCAUGUUAGCUAGCACGUUAGCCUCCCUCAAUACAUGGAAGCCCUGGAACUUACGCAAGGAUUUACUUCUAUGACCACAUGAAACCAUCCUCUUAUUUCUAGUCAGCACAGGACGCUAGCGUUGAGCUGAGGGACUUUUUGACACUUUUCUAAAUGAAUGAAAUUCAUGCCUUUUUUGUUCAACUUCCAGACAUUAGCUUUAAAUUAAUGACUACAUUCAGAAAUUGUUCAAGUUGAAUAAAGUCAAUUGCGUCUGAUAUUAAAUUAGGGCCAGGAUAUCACGAACUUACAGAUAUAAGAACUUAAACGUCGCACUAAAAAACCGGAACUACAUGUUGUAAACGGAAAUCAUAAUUUUCCGCAUUCCCAAUGGGAAAAAGCUGUAAAUGACUUCAUUUAACGUUGACUUUUGUAGCAAAUGAUUUUAUACACACAGUAACCUCCGUGUAAAUGCUAACAAUGGCUAGUAUUGCUAAGGAACGUAUUAAAAAAAAAAGUCUAUGCUCGACUAGUUGAUAUUCAAUGAAUACUACAAAUCCAAACACAUUACAGAUAUCUCAAAGCAUGCAUCAGAUAAUGGCGUGCUCACCCCGUCCGCAAGCCAUGUACAAAAUGUCAUUUUGUUAUUAAAUGUAUUUAAGAACUACAUGUCUUCCAACGAGACACCUGGAAGUUCCUGUUUUUAAAAGGCAUCGGAAUACACUAUCACCAACCAUCGGUCAGGUCUAUUUCAGUAGUUCGCUUUGAUCACUUUCAAAUGAGGUGUGUUGAUCCCCGUUAAAUUAACUGCUUUGAAACUUGAACGAAAUUAGGCGAGCUCGGCAGCGCUGCAGUGACGUCACGACACAAACACCUUCCGGCUUUGAGCCAAACUUCACUUUUAGCUUCUAGACUUUGCGAAAUUCAAGCGAACAUUUAAAAGAAUCACUCGGGUGCUGCUCGUUUGGAAUCCACUGACGUCUUUAGAGAGUAUCUUCAAUUCGGCACACACAUUUUGUACUUGGAACAUUCAUUUUUUAGACUUUACGUUCCCGCUUGUCACGCAAUGUUGGUCGACCACGAGCGGAAAAAGCACUGAAAAAGUGGACGUAGUUCUUGUUAUAUCCAACGCACUCAUGAGGAGGAACAUACAACGCUGCCAAACGACAUAACAUGAAAACGUGUAGUCCGGUUGCCCACAGGCCAGAACUGGACUUGACGCGGUCUCGCUGCCAACAAAAGUUGACAUAAACUUGUCCAAAUGUGUAAGCUUACUGUGGCUGCGUGCUAACGACGCAACAGUGCCGCCAAGGCCUUGUUCUGCUCGGGAGAGUCCAGUGGAGCUCAGCAGCGGUCCAAACGUCUGGUACUGGUACCGACCACACCUGAUGACCCGCUAUCAUAGGAUGCUGCCUUCACGGCGCGUGGGAAAAAGCAGCGUCAGCCACAUGUAAUAAUUCCGUGGCAAAAAUCUAUUGUAUGUACGUAUUUGUACACAUGACGUCUAUCAUCACAACUGCUUCGGUAAGAUUCUUAAUGCUACACUUCAACAAAACAAGUACAAGUUAGACAGAAUAACUCCAAAUAACUUUAGAACGCUCCAAGAAGUGAAGGAUCAUACUUUGUUAUUUUUUGAGGAAAUGAAAGUGAGACAUCCUGGUUUGUUCCAACAGCGAUUGACUCAUAUUUCAGGCAUUAAACGCCACAAUCUAUAGUUUCCACCCUAGACUGAAAAGUGACGAAGUAAACAUUAAAUCCUCAUUUCAGCUGGAGAUGAUCAUUCAUGAUGGAAGAAAGAAAUAUGCAACAUACACACGCUCCUAACACUUUAGAAGAAGAAGAUAGAAUGAUUGCAGUGUAAUUCAACAAAGAUGGAUCAGUCGCACAGCGCCAGCAGAGUGGGUUACAGAGACCCACGCUGACCACGAAGACACUGGAGAGGGACAGGAGGGGCCACGUGGUGGCCCGGGCCUGGUGCCGCUGUCAGUAGGUGCCAUGAGGCCCCCAACCUCCUGCUUUAAAGAAUUCCUUGAAGCUGCUCAGUUUGUUAAAGACCUCCAUUUGGGCCGCUCACUCCAGGCCCGCGUUUCGUGGGCCCACAGCACCGCAGCCUGGUACCAGGAGCCGUCCAGCUUACACAUCAAGGUACAGUGAUGGACGCUCACUGGAUGGGGCGGGGCUAACUGGAGUGGUUGCAAUUAGUGAUGGACUCGUUCAAAACUCGCACAUCUCUAGUUGCAAUCCCCCAUUAAAAAGAGAAGAAGGUAAACAUCCAUCCAAAAUUUUCUAUGCCGCUUCUCCUAAUUAUGGUCGCAAGGGUAUGCAGGAGCCUAUAAGAAGGUAAACUUUGCGGAUGUUGCCGCACUCAGGAAGUAAGUACACAGUGUUGGCAGCGUACAUAUUGAAGUACACUGAUGGGAGUGUUUCACUGAGACCCAGCCAUAGAUUGGUAUCCAGGUGGUGACGUCACCAUUACGUUUGAAUGGCGCUGACUCAGCCAACAGUGU
Messenger RNA from Dunckerocampus dactyliophorus (ringed pipefish), 6922 nucleotides. RefSeq names its product anaphase promoting complex subunit 2 (gene anapc2). Bases 127 to 2517 code for a protein of 796 amino acids. The transcript has 14 exons. Gene Ontology annotation, cellular component: anaphase-promoting complex. The record is from RefSeq and is a predicted model, not a curated record. Lineage: Eukaryota; Metazoa; Chordata; Actinopteri; Syngnathiformes; Syngnathidae. Gene Ontology annotation, biological process: ubiquitin-dependent protein catabolic process. Gene Ontology annotation, molecular function: ubiquitin protein ligase binding.